AUGUACAACAAUGUCAGGCAUGAAAGAAGUCAUACUGAAAAGCAAGCCUCUGAGUUUUUUCAGCGUGGGGAAGCCUUUUCAUUUCAGAGUCAUAACCUAAGACAAGAAAGAAUUCAUACUGGAGAGAAACCCUAUGAAGGUGUCCAACAUUUUGAAGCCUUUGCAUAUCACAGUAGUCUCCAAAUACAUAAAACAAGAGUUGAUGGAGAGAAAACCUAUGAGUGUAACCAAUGUGGUAAAGAUUUUUUAUCUCACAGUUCUCUUCUAAGUCAUCAAAGAUUACAUACUAGACAGAAAGGUUUUGAAUGUAACCAUUGUGGUAAAGCCUUUUCAAAAAACAGUAAUCUCCAAAGACAUAAAAGAACGCAUACUGGAGAGAAGACUUAUGAAUGUAGCCAAUGUGGCAAACACUUUUCACAUCCAUAUGGUUUGGUAUAUCACAAAAGUUUACACAGAGGAGAGAAACCCUAUGAGUGUCAUCAGUGUGGUAAAGCCUUUAUAGUUAAAAGUCAUCUUCAAAUGCAUAGAAGAACACAUACUGGAGAGAAACCUUUUGAAUGUAACCAAUGUGGUAAAGCCUUUUCACAAAGUAGUCAUCUUCUAACACAUAAAAAAAUACAUACUGGAGAGAACCCUUUUCAGUGUAACCAAUGUGGUAAAGCCUUUGCAAGAAACUAUCAUCUCCUAAGACAUAAAAGCACACACACUGGAGAGAAACCUUUCAAAUGUAACCAAUGUGGUAAAGCCUUUGCACAAAAUAGUACUCUUCUAACACAUAAAAAAAUACAUACUGGAGAGAAACCUUUUGAAUGUAACCAAUGUGGUAAAGCCUUUGCACAAAAUAGUACUCUUCUAACACAUAAAAGAAUACAUACUGGAGAGAAACCUUUUGAAUGUAACCAAUGUGGUAAAGCCUUUGCACAAAAUAGUACUCUUCUAACACAUAAAAGAAUACAUACUGGAGAGAAACCUUUUGAAUGUAACCAAUGUGAUAAAGCCUUUGCAAAUAUGGGUAAUCUUCUAACACAUAGAAGAAAACAUACUGGAGAGAAACCCUAUGAAUGUCAUCAGUGUGGCAAAACUUUUUCAAAUCCAUCUGGAUACACAUAUCAUAAAAGAACACAUAACUCAUACAGGAGAGAA
Apodemus sylvaticus (European woodmouse) is the source of this 1143-nucleotide messenger RNA. Its product is annotated as zinc finger protein OZF-like. The transcript has 2 exons. Lineage: Eukaryota; Metazoa; Chordata; Mammalia; Rodentia; Muridae. The record is from RefSeq and is a predicted model, not a curated record. The annotation marks the transcript as partial.